Colletotrichum truncatum is the source of this 915-nucleotide messenger RNA. RefSeq names its product isoflavone reductase family protein (NmrA-like family protein). The record is from RefSeq and is a predicted model, not a curated record. Gene Ontology annotation, molecular function: oxidoreductase activity. Lineage: Eukaryota; Fungi; Ascomycota; Sordariomycetes; Glomerellales; Glomerellaceae.
AUGAGCUCGUCAAAAAUCACCAAUGUGUUAGUCGUCGGAGCCAAUGGCAAUGUCGGCAAAUCAGCAAUCAAAGCCCUGCUAGAUGAGAAAUUCAACGUCUCCGGAUUGACCCGAGAUUCCUCCACCGCAGUUCUACCAGAAGGCGUCAAACACCUCAAGACAGAUUUCUCCGAAGAAUCUCUGGUCGAAGCCUUCACCAACCAAGACGCCGUCAUCAGCACAAUCUCCGGUAUCCAACCAGGCGGCUCCUUGACCAUUCAAAACGUGCUCGUAGACGUAGCCAUCAAGGCGGGCGUCAAGAUCUUCGUGCCCUCCGAAUACGGAAUUGACACCUCGGACCCUUCGGCGUCAAAAUUCAUCCCGUUCCUCUCCGACAAGAUCGAGACCCUCAACUACCUGAAGGAACGCGAGGACAAAAUCUCCUGGACGGCACUGGUAACCGGCGCCAUGUUCGACUGGGGCCUUAACAUCCCUGGUUUCGGAGGCUGGAACGUGGCGGCGCGGACUGUGACCAUCUUCGACGGCGGCGACACGCCCUAUGAGGCGACGAACCUUGAUCAGGUCGGCAGGGCUAUCGCAAAGAGCUUGAAGAAGCCGGGGCUCACAAGGAACCAAUAUGUCUAUGCCAACAGUUUCACGAUUACCCAGAAUGAGACCCUGAAGGCUCUUGAGAAGGCCACGGGUGAUAAGUUUGCCGUGUCUCAAGGUACUGUUGAUGAGCUGUGGCAGGAGGGCGCCUCGCAGGUUGAGAAUGGUCAGCCCCUUGGUACGUUGGCCAUGGUCGCCGGUGCGACUUAUGGUAAAGGUGGAUUGUCGCGUUUUUCGGUGACCAAAGGGUUAUGGAAUGAGAGGCUUGGCCUGCCUCAAGAGAAUCUGGAGGAGUUCAUCCGUGAAUAUGUAGCGGGAAAGAAAUGA